Molecule: messenger RNA, 5034 nt
Organism: Plasmodium knowlesi strain H
Lineage: Eukaryota; Apicomplexa; Aconoidasida; Haemosporida; Plasmodiidae
Product: conserved Plasmodium protein, unknown function
Exons: 3
Coding region: 1-5034 (1677 amino acids)
Source: RefSeq, a predicted model, not a curated record
AUGACUACCUAUAAUUGGAACAUGCUAUAUAUGUACAAUACUGAUGAUAUAGGAGGCUUAAUUCGAGAGGGAAGGAACCGGGGAUUUCCUCAGAUCGGAGUAGCUCAAUUUUCAGGAAGUGAAGAGUCGUUUUCCCACACAGACGCGAGGGUAUAUCAGGGUAAGAUCAAUCAACACACUCAAAAGGCAAAAAUUGCAAUUGAGGUGAAAAAUUCUGAACGAAGGGAAGAAGACAUAAAGGUACUACAAACCAAUAAUGGAGAUGGAAAAAAAGAUGUUGUUCAAAUGUACACACUCUGUGAUCAACCUAAGUCAAAAUGUUUAUCCUCCAAACUUGAGUACAGCGAAAGUGUAAUUGAGAACUUGGUGAAACGUGAAAAUGUAGUUCAUCCUAAUAAUGCCACACUCCGUGUAAAUUCAGCGGAUCAUAAAAUUGGCCAUAAUGACCAAGUGCACACACUAACGAAUGAAGAGUUGAAGUUCUUCCUAAAAAAAAGUCCAUCAUGGGGGAAGCCAAUUAGCGGGGAGCAGCAAGAGAGCCAGUCAGAUGGCACCUUUUACGAAAAUGGAUCGGAAGAAAUGUGCCUUGUAGAAGGUGUAACCCGUUUGGGGCCAAUUCCUGUACGUAGUGGAUUCUUCCAUGUGCCACUUCCGCAUGAGGAGGAGAAGAAAUUGUUCCUAAAGGAAAAUUCAAAUGGAACCCCCUCAUACCCAUCACAAGAAGAAGCACGGGUUACGCGUGAUAGGAACUUUGAAGCUAUUGACAAAGCAGCGCGUGAGCAAACAUAUAUGGAGGGAGAAUCACCCUAUGUUGAUUAUAAAAAGGUGAACGAGGGAACAUUCGAUUUUUUCAGCGAUGGAAAAGGAAGAACCAGGGAGAAAUAUUCAUGGGGUGUAAAUUGCAAAAGUGUCUACACGCAUGGGUCGGAAAAAUGCGUAGACCGGAAGAGUGCCAUAGGGGGUCAUCCAAAAUUACUCCAAAAUUUCCUCCACGGGAUGGCUAACCCCUUUAAUUAUGAAAGUGAAGAUGUUGCUGAGGAAGAGGCACACCGAGUGGCAUCACCAACCCGCAUAGAUGAAUCACAUGUCUGUGUGGCGCGAGUAAAACCAUCGACAAAUAAGCGCAAUGGCAAUUCUUCAUUUAUUAAAAAUUCACCAAGUGGAAGGAUGGAGGGGGAAGACAACAAAGGUAAUUGGUUAAGAGGUAAGGACGCAUCAGCGCGGGAACAUCACAAUUGGCAGAGCUGUUUAAAGGUGCCGACGCAGGUAGAACAUAUGGAAAAAUUUAAUAACCUGUUCGAGAGUUCCAGUAGCACAUUGUUUAGCGCACAUAAUUCAUUUCUGUCAUCGAGGGCGCAGAAUAUGGGGUGUUACAAUGAUACGAGCGGUGGUCGUGUGGUGAUUAAUUCUUUGGAGGGCCAUAAAAAUGGGCAGUUGCGCGGUUACCCCGGAAAUUUGACCUUUUGCGGGAAACAUGAAGUGACGGAAGAAGUGAAUGAGGAAGUGAAGAAGGAAGUAAAAGGUGAAAUAAAAGGGGAGGUGAAAAAAACGGAGAAAAAUAAAAUGAGGUGUGAAUUCCCCCGUAGUGCACUAGGAGUGGAAAUUACCCCUUUUGCCCAGGGGAGUGGUGGCGGUGUGAAUUCCUCCACCGUUUCGGUCGCGGAGAAUAAGUCGCGCGCAGUGUGCGUCACCAGUGUUGAAAGUGGAAAAAGGAAAAAAAGAGAAAAAAGCGAAAAAGGCGGAAGAAUUGUCGCAUUUAGCUCAUUUAGAGAAGUAAGCGAUCAGAUUAAUGGUAGGAUGGGAAGGAAUUUUGGCCAACCCAGCAACUGUCGGGGCACCGCACGUACUAUCUCCUCAGGUUGUCGUGAUGAGAAGGAAAAGUGUCGCUACGGGGAGGGCCUUGUCGCGCGGGGUGUCGUUUCAAUUUGUAGUAAGGGCAGUCGGUGCGGUGGGAAAAUGAGCAAUAAACGGGAAACUGACAGGGGGGGCAGUGGCAUCAGUGACAGUAGCGACCGCGUUGAUCAUGUUGAUCCCGUUGAUCGUGUUGAUCAUGUCGAUCGUGUUGAUCGUGUUGACAGGGUUGACCGCUCCAACCACAGUGGGGACGACACUGGAAGCAGUUGCGGCAACCCUUUCACGAGGAAAUCUCGUUCAAAUGUGGAGGAAAAUCGGGGGGCAUGCCACCCUGAGAUAGCAAAAAAAAAAUUUUUCACGCACCUGUGGCAUAGAAUUAAUACCAAGAAUUCGUUUAACAUGUUGGCAAAUUCUUCCAACUGGCUAGAAUUGCGAAAUGGACAAAGUGACGUAAACCACUACGAUGAAGUGAUUCCACGGUACAGUGCACGUAUAGGCUGCAUGGAGGAUGGUGGUGUGGAGGAUAGAGUCCUUCCCCCCCCGGGUAAGUGGCGUAAUGGAAAAAACCACACACACCGUUCUGGAGAUGAUCACAGGGGAGGCAACACCGAUAAUGUUCCUGGGGAGGGCCUCAGUAGCGAGGGAGUGAAGCUCCCGAGUGAUGACGAAGACGCACUAAGCAGGUUGGACGAGACGCAACAGACACAGGUACAUUACCAUUCGGAAGAACAUACGGAUGAGGAGGCCUUCUCGAGCAACAACAUCCUAGCGAAGGACAUUGAAGAGUUCAAAAUGGAUAAAUUUUUUUUUGAAGAAAUUUACACAUACAGGAUGAAUGAAGGGAGUGAUGAAGGUGCCGCCAUUCCAAGUAGCGGGAUCGGUAGUGUCAAAGGUAGUGGGAACGACGCCCCCGGGACGAACCCCUUUGGGCGGUCUGUCGGAGAAGUGUCCAGAAAAUUACUUUGCGAAGAAGCCCUGCGAGGGGCAGAUUUGACGAAACUGGUCCUAAACAAAGGUUGCUACGAACAUAUAAAUGAUGAGGUAAAACAUUUGAUCAAGAAAGAAGAAGAAUACCAAGUGGAGAUGAAGAUGGGUUUAAUGUUCCGGAAGUACAUUUCCAUGAUGAUCACUCUGGCCUGCAACUAUUUGCUAGUUAAGCUGAAUGAUCAAAAUAUUAUAACGUGCAUCCCAUAUGGAAAUAUUAUAAACGUGAGCAUAGUUAAAAGGAGCAAGAAGAAGAAGGACAGGUACGUAUUCAAAUUGGUAUAUAUUUUUAAGAAGAAGAAUCGCUUCGAAAGAAAUGUUACAUUACUGUUUCGGUCGAGCAACAUGGGAGUGUUUGAAGAGAUUAACAGGAAAGUAGAACCCACUUGGAGGAAAGGGAAACGAGUUCGAUGUAAGGAGUAUCUAACGAUAGAAUCGGUUCACUCGUACAUGGUGGAGAAGCACAAAAAGAUUUACCUACUCUAUUUGAAGCACCUUAUGCAGAUAGUCGAUCGGAUAUGCAGACGGCACGUUUUGAAGUACGCCUUUAUUGAAUUACAGACGAAAUGUCAUUACGAGAAGGAGGUUGAAGAAGGAAGAAAGCAACGAGAAAAGACACUAAAAAAUUUGGCAGAUAAGUUACAAUUCUAUAUGCAAAAAAAAAUACAAAGUUAUUUUAACCUUCUAAUGAUAAAAGGUUAUGAAACGAAUUUUGUAACCUACCAAGUGAAGACAAAUAAUUUGCUCUUCAAUUUGUUGGUGAAGGAAAAAAGUAGUUACCAGGAAAUUGUAGACCGACAAAGUCUACUCCUUCUGUUUCACAUCCUUUCCAAUUUGUAUAAAAGAAAGAUGAGUAGUUACUUCCAACAUUUUGUGCGUAAUAACAGGGCCCUAAGUAGGAGGAAGAGUGCUGUGUGCUACUCACUAACCCGUGUAAAUAGCAUUUUGGCAAACUACGAACGGAGGAUAAAAGGGUUUGUUUUAUCCAGGUUAAAGUUCCAUUAUGAUUAUGUUACUAAUUUUGUCUUCACAAUGUUUAGGGUGUAUCUGCGUCGAGUGUUCCUCGGUUACAUUCGCUUGCGGGACAAUCGAAUUGGUAAGAAGGUUUCCAUCGAGAAGAAUGUUUUUCGGAUGAUAAAGGUUAUUUCUAGGAUGGUCCAACGUCAGAAGUAUUAUGCCUUUUUGCAAAUACAGAAAUAUUUUUUUCAUCAAAUGGAGAAGAAGAACAAACUUGCUUGCGACAAUUUAGUGUAUGCUAAUAAUGAGCUAUGCCAGUAUUUGGACAAGGCGACUUUAGAAAAGGGGAUCCACAGGGCAGAGUGUUUUUUCAAAUUUAAGAUGAAGGAAUAUUUGCUAAAGUAUUUUUUCUUAUUGAAGGGUCCACAGGUAGGAAAUGUACUACAGGCGAGUACCCCUCUUCUGAAACAUUGUGGAGUUUUUUCCUUCAUUUUGAAUAAACUUAUGCAGAGAAAAAUGCAGGACUGGUUCUUCCUCUUUGUGUUAAAAUCCUAUCAACAUAACAAUAGGAGUAGGCUCCUAUACGCCACAAAUACUUUGGAACUUCUGCUAAUGAAAAAGGAACAGUCCAAUGUCAUGCACCUCCUAAGAAUGAACGAGGCUUACCCCCGUCUCUUUCCCUAUAGACAUUUAACGAAGAUCGAAAUUUUCAUCCAAAGCCUAGAUCACUUUAUUAACUUCUGCAAUAGAAAAUGGCUACUAAACUUUCUACUUAAACUGCAUUAUUUGAAAUAUCAGGAGCGCAUCGUAAAGGUAUAUAAAUGUAUUGGGAGUCUGUAUAAAUUCGUCCGUGUGAUCAACAAGCAAAUGCGCACAUGUGUGGAGUGCCCUUUUCAGUUACUCGUCCUCAAUGCGCGCGUCAAAAGGGAAGAAUUAUUUGAGGGAAAAUUGAAGGCCACCAAGAAGACGCAACUUAAAUUUAAGUACUCCAAGGCGACCUCUUCGCCUGUCGCUACUGCCGUUGUUACGCAGGACUCACGUAGCCUCUCCACAAGGUACCCCUACCUGUUUUGCAACUCGGACAUAUAUCCUGGGCACAGCACCAUGACUGAUGAAAAAUAUUCCUUUGCCUCCAACGACUCCGCGUCCAAUAUCCUUUCUUACGUCUAUGAAGACAUGGAUAAGAUUAAGCGCAAAAUCCACGACUUCAAUACCCGAAUGAGCAACGUCAAUUUGUAG